Adineta ricciae is the source of this 3582-nucleotide messenger RNA. NCBI's taxonomy places the organism in Eukaryota, Metazoa, Rotifera, Eurotatoria, Adinetida, Adinetidae. The record is from the annotation of a GenBank genome assembly.
AUGUCACGCCUUGACAAUAAUGAACCAUCUGGCAUGUCAAUGUAUUUGCUCAAUCAUAAUUUUAAUGAAGCAGAAAAUCCUGUCAUUGUCUAUUUUGACACACUGGUUAACACAGAAUUACAACGAAUGAAGUAUGAGAACACGAUAUAUGUAUAUUCUGCGCUUCUCAUCUUCAUACAAAUCUGUCAUGGUGUAUCAUAUUAUCCCGAAUUACUUUACAAAACGAGGAAUGAACAGUUCGACUUCGAAACAAACUGUUUGUAUUAUUUUAUGACAACAUUCGGCCGCGUGUAUACACUUGUACCGUAUUGUGUUCGUUCGCCGGACGUUUCCGUGUUUCCGUCUUCUGUAUUAGAUAGGGUAACGUUCACACUUUUGUACAAAUUGAAUAUCACAAGUGAAACUUUAUUGAUCGAUCAUGCUCCAAUAGAUAUGAUAGAAGAUUAUGAAAUCUAUCGACAAAGACGUCAAUUAAACAUGAAUACGAAUGAUUCAGAUGAAAAUCUCUAUUAUAUAUGUAUGCCUCCAUUAUUUGGUACCAAAUGUCAAUUUACGUUUCCUGCAGAUAUAUCUAUGGCCACUAUGAUAUCUUUAUUAUAUGAAUGGAGAACGAAUUCGGAAGUGUGGGAUGUAUUAGAACAGACAAAUGGAACUUGUAUAGAAGGUAUUCAUUGUGACGGACGUAAUCUCUGUCUAGAUUGGCGUGAAAUAUGCAAUGGCUAUGUCGAUUGUCUGAAUGGCAAAGAUGAAGAAUUUUGUUUUGAACUUGAAAUGAAUGAAUGUGAUCCUUUAACUGAAUAUCGAUGUUCAAACGGUUUAUGUAUUUCAAAGAAUUUUUUCUAUGAUCUCAUUGCAGAUUGUUUAGAUAAAAGUGAUGAAAUAGUAUUUUAUGAUCGGCAAUGUUACAAUGACGUUUCUUGGUAUUGUGAGGAUACGACAUGUAAUCCAUAUAAACUCCUACAAGUGACAAUAAGUUCAUCAAGACCAUUCAGUUGUGGUGAUGGUGGAUGUAUAGAAAUCGCACGUGCAGAUCCAUCAUCCCAUUUGAUGCGUAGACCUCCUUUUGGGUGUACUAAUGGCCGAGAUGUACUUUAUAAGAGGCAACUUUUUCAACCGACAAAUGAAUGUUUAAAUUAUUUAAGAUGCGCUUUUAUCUUUCCUAUGGCGAAAUCUGAAUGUCAAUUGUUAUGUAGUUCGAAGUAUACUUGUAAUGCACAAGUCAAACUGAAAUGUGUNGAAAUCGCACGUGCAGAUCCAUCAUCCCAUUUGAUGCGUAGACCUCCUUUUGGGUGUACUAAUGGCCGAGAUGUACUUUAUAAGAGGCAACUUUUUCAACCGACAAAUGAAUGUUUAAAUUAUUUAAGAUGCGCUUUUAUCUUUCCUAUGGCGAAAUCUGAAUGUCAAUUGUUAUGUAGUUCGAAGUAUACUUGUAAUGCACAAGUCAAACUGAAAUGUGUUAAUCAAUCGUUAAUAAUGUUUCCAUUGAAACCUAUCUAUGAUAAUCAUGUCUAUUUUCUUUAUGCAUUGAAUAGAACACAUUCAUGGUAUGCAAACUUUGUUCCUACAUUCAUUUGUUUUGAUUCCAUACGAUGUUUACAAUAUCGAGUAACACAUAUAAUCUACAAUCGAACAUGUUCAUAUAUUAAUCAAUUUGGAGCAUUUCAUCAAAUCGAACACUAUGGCGAUUGGAAAAUUAUUUUUAAAUUAUUACAUACUACUUUUGGCGGAUGUUCGUUGCCAAGAUUGGCGCUUACGAAAGAUUCGACCUGUCCACAUUCAUCCCUAUUCCAUUGUUCGAAUUCAUCAAAAUGCAUCUCACAACAUCGAUUACAAGAUCAUGUGAUCGAUUGUUAUAACGGCACGGAUGAAAAUUAUAAUGAUACAUGUGAUCUUGCUCUUCCUCAUCGUUUCCAAUGUAAAUUAGAAAAACGAUGUAUACCUCGCCGUUUUCUCAUCGAUAGUGAAAGACAUUGUAUUGAUGGAUCUGACGAAUCUUUUACUAUAUUAUGUACAAACACUUCCAUUGAAUCUUGUGAUAUUCUAGCUGGCCGUAAGGAAGUUAAUGAAAUAAUUCCUUUUGGAGAAAUAUGUGAUGGAAUAGAACGUAUUCAGCCGACUAUUCAAGAUCAAGAUACAGAUGAAACAGACUGUGAUGAAUAUUCUUGCGUCUCACGAUAUACCGCUUGUAAUGGUCAAUGGAAUUGUCGUGAUGGAAGUGAUGAACACACUUGUGAAAAUACUCUAUCAGCAGAAAUAUGUGGUUUUAAUGGAGAAGAAUUCUUUUGUAUUCAACCGGAUGGUAAUAGUUUCUGCGCCUCGGUGGAAGUUAUUGACGAUGGUAAGAUCGAUUGUUUAGGAGCGAGUGAUGAACGUGAAUAUUGUCGAAACAAAUAUCCGUACGAAUUCGAACGACGUUACAGAUGUUUAAACGAUUCAAAAUGUAUCAGUCCGUAUCAAAUUUGUGAUUGUCGUUCAGAUUGUCUUUUAGGAGAUGACGAAAGUCUUCUAUUGUGUCCUUGGAAAAGUUCCUGCGACAGAACGAAUUUUCCGUGCUUAGAAUUCAACAUACCUCAAAACCAACGUUGCGAUGGUCAAACGCGAUGUAAAUACUAUGAAGAUGAGUGGUUAUGUGAUUUAAUAGAUCAACCAUUAAUCUCUCCAUUUACAUUACCAGUUCUCUCACUUUUUAAACCAGUUUCUCAACGAUCUACUCGUAAAUCGUACACUUUUCUUGGUUGGUAUUGUAAUCGAGGUGUACCUAUUCAAUCGACUGCAGAUCCAAACAGUUUUCAAUGUUUUUGUCCACCCGCUUAUUAUGGAAAUCGAUGUGAAUAUCAACGAAAACGAUUAAGUCUUAUUCUUGAAAUUAACAUUCCAACAUUACUUGAACGAACAAAUGUCUAUAAGUUUUUUAUAUUCCUUAUUCAAACAUCCAACGGUUCGAUUGUAUUUCAUGCUGAAGAAAUUAUUUAUGCACCAUAUGUACAAUGCUUACCGAAGUAUACUAUUGAUUUAUUAUAUCCAAUAGAACGGAGAGAAAACAUAAAACAUCAUAUACGCAUUCAAAUCUAUCGUUUAGCAAAUUCUUCAAUCGAAUAUCGAGGUGCAUGGUUUUUUCCAAUUAAAUUCGAAUUUCUUUAUGUGAAUCGUAUUGCUUCGCAGAUAAUUUUAUCCGAAGAAAUUCUUAAAAAUACCAGAACAAACUGUCAAACUUUGCCAUGUUUACAUGGUUCAUGUGAAUUAUAUUUAAACAACCCUGGAUAUUCAUUUUGUCAUUGUAAACCAGGUUGGUCAGGUUCUUUAUGUAAUGUAAAACAUCCGCAAGAAUGUGAUUGCUCUCCAGAUUCACUUUGUGUUAUUCCGGGAAUAUGUAUUUGUCCUUUAAACAAAAUUGGUUCACGAUGUUAUCUUGAUUAUAAUCCAUGUCAGGAUAAUCCUUGUAGAAAUCAUGGUAUUUGUGUUGCAACAGAUAUUCGAAUAACUGAUGCGUAUUGUGUUUGUGAUGAGGGAUAUUUUGGUCGAAAUUGUGAACACAUUCCGUCUCGUUUAGAUGUNUUUUUCAACCGACAAAUGAAUGUUUAA